GCUCAGGACUUGGCUGAGAUGCAGCGUGAUCAGAGGACAGAGCAGAGGAGAACAAUCACAAUGACGGAUUUUCAGGCUCUCACCGUGUGGCAGAGAGUCCAGUUAUUCUGCCAAGGGAUUUUGGAAAAUGGAGACAAAAGGACAGACAACUGGCUUCUGGUCUAUUCUCCUGUGCCAAUUAGCUGUGUCUUCCUGUGUUACUUGAUCAUUAUAUGGGUGGGGCCAAAGCUGAUGGCAAAGAGACGGCCAGCCAACCUUAGACCUGUUUUGAUAGUUUAUAACUUUGCCAUGGUCUGCCUGUCUGCCUAUAUGUUCUAUGAGUUUACAGCCUCCUCCUGGUUGGCAGGAUACAGUCUGCUGUGCCAGCCAGUCAACUACAGUGACAGCCCCUCGGCCAUGAGGAUGGCCAGAGUAUGCUGGUGGUUCUUCGUCUCCAAAGUUAUAGAGCUCUGUGACAGUAUUUUUUUCAUCCUAAGGAAGAAGAACAGCCAAGUGACCUUUCUCCAUGUCUACCAUCACGCCACAGUGAUCUUCAGCUGGUGGGCUGGGGUUAAAUAUGUGGCUGGCGGACAGUCUUUCCUGAUAGGUCUGAUUACCUCCCUCGUCCACGUAGUGAUGUACUUGUACUACACCCUGGCGGCUGUGGGACCGAGCAUGAUCAAAUACUUGUGGUGGAAACGCCACCUCACCACCCUACAGCUGCUUGCCUCAGCAUCUCUGAUCUCCCUCCUCCACCCACCAACGCUACCAAAAAUGGCCUUCGCUGGAAGAUGGGAAACUGAGACCCAGGAGGGAUACGAUGCGUUCUGCAAGGUGCUCGGCAUUCCAGACGAUAUCAUCGAGAAGGGUCGUGACUACAAAAUGAUCACAGAGGUCACCCAGGACGGCAAUGACUUCACCUGGACCCACUUCUAUCCUGCCAAUGCCAAGGUCACCAACAAGUUCACUGUUGCCAAGGAGUGCGACAUGGAGACCAUCGGAGGGAAGAAAUUCAAGGCUACGGUGCAAAUGGAAGGAGGCAAGCUAAGCGUGACCUUCCCCAACUACCACCACACCUCUGAGAUCAGCGGAGGCAAGCUCAUCGAGAUCUCCAAAGCCGGCUCUGUAGUGCUGAAGAGAACCAGCAAGAAGAUCUAACUGCUGAUUGAUCUUUGACAUCUCACACAGUUACAAUGGAGACCUCACAACUAUCAUCCAUCCA
Molecule: messenger RNA, 1201 nt
Organism: Archocentrus centrarchus (flier cichlid)
Lineage: Eukaryota; Metazoa; Chordata; Actinopteri; Cichliformes; Cichlidae
Gene: elovl8a
Product: ELOVL fatty acid elongase 8a
Exons: 11
Coding region: 19-1137 (372 amino acids)
Biological process (GO): fatty acid elongation, saturated fatty acid; very long-chain fatty acid biosynthetic process; fatty acid elongation, polyunsaturated fatty acid
Cellular component (GO): endoplasmic reticulum membrane
Molecular function (GO): fatty acid elongase activity; lipid binding
Source: RefSeq, a predicted model, not a curated record